Molecule: messenger RNA, 808 nt
Organism: Amorphotheca resinae ATCC 22711
Lineage: Eukaryota; Fungi; Ascomycota; Leotiomycetes; Helotiales; Amorphothecaceae
Exons: 2
Coding region: 152-808 (218 amino acids)
Source: RefSeq, a predicted model, not a curated record
AUUGGGAUGUGCUAAGAGCCCGAUCUACUAACACACUACCGAUCUUUGGCUGCGGUGUGAUCUGUGUUCUUCCUCGCGUCGAGCCUCUUUUUAUUGCCCUCUUAGUUCGUCACUCCUGACACAUCUGAGUUCCCCAGGUGGAUCAGCGACCAUGUCUUACAUUCCUCUCAAGCAGCAGGUGGAGCAGGUUUGGGAAGGCUACCUCAAUGCAGCCUCUCAAAACUUUCAUCUCCGGGCUCACGAAGACGGCAUUCUACAAGGUGAAAAUGCCCCCAAAGAGCAGUUGGCAAGCGGAGGAGAUGCCCCAGCAACCAUUGAGCAAGGCAUGCCACUUGAGAAUAAGGAUAUUAGACAAGUCCGCUUUUUCGAGGACGUCCGCCUUGUGCGCCACAUGUUCGAUAUUGUUGUUAAGACCAUGUCCCCUCAACCUGGCCCUACGCUCCAAGCCCAAGCUCCUUUGCCCAUGGCCAACUCCCAAGUCACCUCGCGCCCCAGUAUUCUAAUGGCCGAGGUUCCCAGCAACAAGAUGAUUGUCGAGCAUCCCAAAAGUUCUGGCAUCUACUACGUUCUCGACUGUGCUUUGUGCGGAAGGCACUUUCACAACGCUCAAUCUCUCUACGCCCACAUUAACCAGACGGAUGCCGCUCAUCAAAGCAUACUUAUGGGUGAAAAGAAAUUUGCCAAGGCCGUCGCAGUCUGUGGAUUCCGUAUCGAUGAUGCUACUAUGGAGGCUGUCAAAGAACACAAUGCGUAUGCCGAAGCUCUUUUUAAUGCACCUAGCAACCAGGGAUCAACACACGAGGACUAA